UAUGCCUUCCUUUCACAGGAAUCGAAAUGGUGCCGAAGUCAUUGAUCUUUCCCUCUCUUCAAGCUCGUAUCAUAAAAAACCUUUUGCCACAUUAAUUUUUCUGGUUCACAAACAAAACUAUCCAAGAAAUGCCUACAGUAGCACCACUCAUCAUUUUCAAGCUGUCCAUAUUCAUAAUCACAACACUUCAAGCACCACCAGCCCUUUCUCUCACUCCCUGCAGAACCUCCUGUGGAAGCAUUGCCAUAAACUACCCCUUUGGCAUCGAUGAUGGGUGUGGCGCACCGCAGUUCCGGUCCAUGCUGAACUGCAGCACUGAUUUGUUCUUUUUAACCCCCUCGGGAGGCUACAAGGUCCAACACAUAGAUUAUGAUAAGAAAACAAUGACAAUAUAUGAUCCUGCUAUGUCAACAUGCUCCAUUCUACAACCUCACCAUGAUUUUAUCAUGACAGACAUUCAAUCUGUCACUAUCCCUCCAACUCCAGAUACUGUUUUCGCUCUUCUCAAUUGCUCUAUUGACUCUCCAGUACUUAACCAUUACAAAAACCUUUGUUUCGACUUCUCUGGCCAUUCCUGUGAUGAGCUUUACGGCGCGUGCAAUGCUUUUAGAGUUUUCCAUUUGUUAACAAAUAGUUCUCCACCUUGUUGUUUUACGGGGUACGAUACUGUGAAGUUUAUGAGAAUGAAUAUUUUGGACUGCACGCAUUACACUACAGUGAUUAACACUGAUAAUUUGCGGGGUAUUGGACCUUUGGAUUGGGUUUAUGGGAUCAAACUUUCCUUUACUGUGCCAGAAACAGGUUGUGAACGGUGCUCACAAUCUGGUGGGACUUGUGGGUAUGAUACUGAAACUGAAGCAAUGACGUGUCUUUGCUCGAGCUCCACUAACUACACUAGAGAAUGUGCUGGAGGCAGUUUUACCGCAGGUGAUCAUAGAAGCAGCCAUUCUCCGUGGACAUUCUUCCAUGUAGCAAUCUUGCUUGUUUUGAGUUUAUUACUGGUGAUUUAAUGAUCAUGAUCGUAUUGUAAAUCAUCUCUGAAUCUCACUAUUUCUCCCUGUAUUCACUUCUCUGUUUUGGCCGAAGUUUUGGAACCUGGAAGUAGAAAACACUCACAACAUGGCCAGCGACUUGAGAAAAUGUACUGAAUUUCUUUUAAUAUAUGCAAGGUUGUUUGGGUUUAGAAAA
Populus nigra (black poplar) is the source of this 1188-nucleotide messenger RNA. RefSeq lists its product as uncharacterized. Lineage: Eukaryota; Viridiplantae; Streptophyta; Magnoliopsida; Malpighiales; Salicaceae. Bases 129 to 1010 code for a protein of 293 amino acids. Gene Ontology annotation, molecular function: polysaccharide binding. The record is from RefSeq and is a predicted model, not a curated record. The transcript is spliced from 2 exons.